UGCUUAAAAAUUCAAGUGAAUGCCUGUUGUGAAAAAAGAGCUUACUCUUUCUCUUUGUCAGUACUUGAGAAAACAACUUAAAAGAAGUUAGUAUUAUUGGACUGAAUUCAAUAAUUAGCAUAAUCGUGAUGCUGUGUAUUGUUCACCAGGGCACGCCCCUUGGCCAAAUUUCCCAUUAAGAGGACACCGAAGUUGUCCUAGUGAAUAAAUCCCCAGUACACAUGAUGCGAACCAGCCAGUUCCUGCCUUCCGUGCCGGUGCCGGUGCAGUUAAUUUUAGCCAGGGUUUGUUCUAUGCGUUGUAAAACUGUUUACCCAACUAGAAGUUAGUAAACUGAAAUGUCACUUCUAGUCCUGAUGUGAUAGGGUAUCUAUUUUAGACUUCAGAUUGUGUUCAUGAUCAGGAGAGCAGUCUUCUCAAGAAUUGCGGCUCAGAUUUCCCUUGAAAGUGCUUGAGGAGACAUCACAGCUUUCCCAGAUUGGGAGGAAAAAUAUGGAAUGUGUUUUACCGCUGACUGAACACAACCAAAUGAACUGUACUGACAGUAGUUUGAAAACCAGCAGUUAGCAGUUUGUUCAGGCUCUAACAUUGUCCAGCACUUUCCAGAGCAAACUCACUGUUUACAGGAACUCUCGGCCUUACGACGUUUAUAACCUCAAGCUUUGUUUAUUUAAAAUAUUUCUGCAAAAGAAAAGUACCCAGAGCCCACUUUCCAAAAUGGCCAUGACUGAGUAUUUGUGGAUGGUCAUUUUGGGUUUUAUCAUAGCUUUUAUCCUGGCAUUUUCUGUUGGUGCAAAUGAUGUUGCCAAUUCAUUUGGUACUGCUGUGGGCUCUGGCGUGGUAACCUUGAGGCAGGCGUGCAUUUUGGCUUCAAUUUUUGAAACCACGGGCUCAGUGUUAUUGGGAGCCAAAGUAGGAGAGACCAUUCGAAAAGGUAUCAUCGAUGUGAACCUAUACAACGAGACUGUAGAAACACUAAUGGCUGGGGAAGUUAGUGCAAUGGUUGGUUCAGCUGUUUGGCAGCUGAUCGCAUCCUUCCUGAGGCUUCCAAUCUCAGGAACUCAUUGCAUUGUUGGUUCUACUAUAGGAUUCUCACUUGUUGCAAUUGGUACAAAAGGUGUGCAGUGGAUGGAGCUUGUCAAGAUUGUUGCUUCUUGGUUUAUAUCUCCACUGUUGUCUGGUUUCAUGUCUGGCGUGCUGUUUGUACUGAUCAGAAUUUUCAUCUUAAAAAAGGAGGACCCUGUUCCCAAUGGCCUCCGGGCACUUCCAGUGUUCUAUGCUGCUACAAUAGCAAUAAACGUAUUUUCCAUCAUGUAUACGGGAGCACCAGUGCUUGGCCUGGUCCUCCCCAUGUGGGCGAUAGCACUCAUCUCGUUUGGUGUGGCGCUGCUGUUCGCCUUUUUUGUGUGGCUCUUCGUGUGUCCAUGGAUGCGGAGGAAAAUAGCAGGCAAAUUACAAAAAGAAGCUGCUUUAUCACAAGUCUCUGAUGAAAGCCUCAGUAAAAUUCAGGAAGUAGAGUCCCCAGUAUUUAAAGAGCUGCCAGGUGCCAAAGCUAAUGACGACAGCACCGUCCCUCUCACGGGCUCAGCUGGGGAGACGCCUGGGACCUCAGAGGGCACAUCGGUGGGAAACCACCCCCGGGCCUCCUAUGGAAGGGCACUCUCCAUGACUCAUGGCUCUACCAAGUCGCCCCUCUCCAAUGGCACAUUUGGCUUUGAUGGCCACAUGAGGAGUGACGGCCACGUCUACCACACCGUACACAAGGACUCGGGGCUCUACAAAGACUUGCUGCACAGAAUUCACACAGACAGGGGCCCCGAGGAGAAGCCUGCACAGGAAAAUAACUACAGGUUCCUGCGAAGAAACAACAGCUACACCUGCUACACCGCGGCCAUUUGUGGAAUGCCAGUCCACACGACUUUUAAAACAGCUGACUCGUCAUCUGCACCCGAGGACAGUGAAAAGCUGGUGGGUGACACUGUGUCCUAUUCUAAAAAGAGACUUCGCUAUGACAGCUACUCGAGCUACUGCAAUGCGGUAGCGGAAGCUGAGAUAGAGGCAGAGGAGGGAGGUGUGGAAAUGAAGCUGGCAUCUGAGCUGACCGACCCUGCCCAGCCUCGGGAAGACCCUGCAGAAGAAGAAAAAGAGGAGAAAGACACCGCCGAAGUCCACCUCCUAUUCCAUUUUCUGCAAGUCCUUACUGCCUGUUUUGGAUCCUUUGCUCACGGUGGCAAUGACGUAAGUAAUGCCAUUGGUCCCCUGGUAGCUUUGUGGCUGAUUUAUGAACAAGGUGCAGUCCUGCAAGAAGCAGCUACCCCCAUCUGGCUGCUGUUUUAUGGAGGAGCUGGAAUUUGUACAGGGCUCUGGGUUUGGGGGAGAAGAGUGAUCCAGACCAUGGGGAAAGACCUCACUCCCAUCACACCGUCCAGCGGCUUCACUAUUGAACUGGCCUCAGCAUUCACAGUGGUGAUCGCUUCCAACAUUGGACUUCCUGUCAGCACCACACACUGCAAGGUGGGCUCCGUGGUGGCCGUGGGCUGGAUCCGCUCCCGGAAGGCCGUGGACUGGCGCCUCUUCCGCAACAUCUUUGUGGCCUGGUUUGUGACUGUCCCCGUGGCGGGGCUGUUCAGUGCUGCUGUCAUGGCUCUCCUCAUGUAUGGGAUCCUUCCAUAUGUGUGACAUGUCAUCUUCCCACCAGUAAACAAGGGAUAGUCUGGUGUGGGGAUGUGUGGGAGGCAUGUGCCCACAUUUCAUACACAUGCACUUGUCCUGCCCGUGCCCGGGCUGUCUUCCCACCAGCUUCUCCAUGCCCGUUCAGACGGUUCCAAACCACACUGUCCACCUAGGCGGUAGUCAUCCUCCAGAGCUAACUUAACUACUGUACAUAAUAAUGUGCAUUCAUCUGGUGUCGUGGUGAUAUAACGUGGUGCAGUUACUUAUAUAUUAAAUAUAUAUUGUAUACAUAGAAUAGGUAGCAUAUUUCAAACAUACUCAGAUUGGGAGUGGAGAUAAGUGUCUAGAAUUCAAUAUUCAACAAAUCUUUGUACAUAAUGAUUUCAGCAGCAAAUUUUAAGAACCUUUUAAAAGGAGUGUAGAUUGGAAGAUAUUUUUCCCAUUUAAUUUACUGUAAGAUAGGUGAGAUGCAGGAUGGAUGAUACAAAUUUGGGAAGGUGUACGUGUGUCCGAGUGCUAGUGAAGAAUACUGGAACAGUUCACAAGUGCUUUCACUGAAGAAUUUGUUCAUAUACUGUAAUAUAUCAUAAUUGCUUCUGUAAAUACUCAAAACUGUAAUUUUUUAAUGGUGUGCUUCCCUUAUACUUUUUGAUCAGAGAAUUUUGGAAAGUACCAAAGAAGCAGGGGAAUAGUUUGCCAGUAUUAUAUUUUCAUAUUGUUUGUCUCCCCUCCUCAUUAAUCCUAUCUUUCACCUGGGAGGUUUGUUCCAAGACCACUGUGUGCUGAGCUGCCCCUGAGAAGUGCGUGUGGUGAGGCACCAACCCCUCAUCGCGUGUGUGUUCCAUGUCCCACUCCGGGCUCCCCGCCCCAUCCACCCCUACCCCUACCCCCACCCCUGCCUCCGGACAUUGGUCAACCCCGCAGUGGCCCUUCAUUGUCAGUGUAGAGAAUGUAUAGAUGUUAAGGACACAUGAUCAAGCACUACAUACCAAGUCCAGUUUAUAUUUUCACUCCUAUUCUCCCCUGCAGCUGGAAGAAAGGAAUUCUUGUCUCAAACACUGAGGCAAGUGCUUUGACAUUCUAGAAAUUCAGGAGCGGGGAGGUUGAAAUACCAGACAAUACACUGGAUUUGAGGAUUUCCUUGAGGCCUUUACUAAGCUGAACAUCUUGAUGCUCUACUGUAGUCCCAUUGGAUUCUUGUUUUGAUAGCGGGAAGAAGUAUGACUAAUGUUAGAGCCUGAAACUAUGGAAAUGCUGCUAAAAUUUUUAUAUUGACAGACAUUUUCUCGGUACUUCAUUGUGAUUUUUCAUUAAUCAACCAUAUUAAAUUUAUAAUAAAAAAUACCCUGAAAAGUU
Messenger RNA from Hipposideros armiger (great roundleaf bat), 4029 nucleotides. RefSeq names its product solute carrier family 20 member 2 (gene SLC20A2). The transcript has 11 exons. Gene Ontology annotation, cellular component: membrane. The record is from RefSeq and is a predicted model, not a curated record. Bases 718 to 2679 code for a protein of 653 amino acids. Gene Ontology annotation, molecular function: phosphate transmembrane transporter activity. NCBI's taxonomy places the organism in Eukaryota, Metazoa, Chordata, Mammalia, Chiroptera, Hipposideridae. Gene Ontology annotation, biological process: phosphate ion transmembrane transport.